UAUCCUGUCCUUGUCUGGUAAGUGUUUUGCCUGUAGUGAAUUCAAAACCCUGCAUCCUAAGAACCUGGAAGAAACAUCCCAUCUUAUUCUGCUGAAAUCCUGGAGUCAGAGUGCCGCAGCCAGACAGAUCAGAGACUUACCACCAAAGAGGACCCUGAAACCAGAAGACCUCACAGUAAUAUCGUGGUGGUGUCCCAAGAUGUGGCAGGAUAGGACUCACUGGAUCAUUAUCUACUUUGUUGGGCUCAGUGCUAUUACUUGUGGAGAAUCUACACAAUCGCUCCCUCAAAUGACGAAGCUGGACAUGGCCAAGAAUUCAGUUGAUGAUCAGUAUCUUAGCUGUCAGACUAAGAUGAUGAAUUUCACAGUGAAAGGAGGACUUCUGGAGAAGGAGAAGAAUGAGAGCAGUUUGUUUAAUGAAGCUUGGAAUAAUGCUAAAUGCCGUGCCACUGUACCUGGGGGAACACCUGAGCACUGCAGAGCAAUUUUUGUCUACACCUCCGACUACAUUUACCAGGAAUUCAAUAAAGCCACAAGAAGCAGUGGGGGCAGCGUGCAGGACUACAUGAACACUUACCCAUACAAGUCUCUUCACUUCCUGCUGACCGACGCUCUCCGCUUGCUGAGACAACAACUCACUGUCUGCUAUAAGGUGUACAGGGGAAGUAGAGAAGACUUUGUGGCAGAAGUUAACUCAGAAAUAAGAUUGGGCCAGUUUUCAUCCAGCUCUAAAGAUAAAGCCUCUACACACAUUUUUGGAAAUACUACCUUCUUCGAAAUCCAGACCUGCCAUGGAGUGGACAUUGAGAUGUUCUCCCAGUUUCCAGCUGAGUCUGAGGUGCUGAUCCCUCCCUUUGAGAAGUUCAAAGUGAAGUCAGUGACAGAAGCAGACAAAGGCAAGAAGAUUGUUCUAGAAUCCAGUGGAACCUCCAGUAAUCAUGAAUGUUCUUUCUUAAGCUCCAGCUCUGCCCCUCACACCCUCUCCUCCUGUGUCCUGGCUCCGGUGCUCUUUUUGGCUGUUUUCCUGCAGAGCCUGCUGGGAUAAUACCAGGGAAACUGCUUGCUGUCCAGGGAGGGCAGCUUAAUGACCCUAAAGUACUGACCUCCAGCUCCUGUUUAUUACCCUCUUUCUCAGGACAAAACCACAAAGAAGAAAUUCAUUGACUAACCUUUCUUUCUCACUGGCUUCACUGAAAAUGCCGUUCGUGAUUCAUGGUGUUGGUGUCUUCUGUGUUCUAAUAGCAGACAGAGAUGUAGAAAUGCAGUUUGGAUUACUAAGAUGAUUUGGAAAUAACAGAUUCAUGUAAACAAUAUGGAUUUUAAAGUGUCUACACUACUAGGGAAAAAGAUGAGUUAUGUGGAAUCAGUAAGGAUAAGAUGCUGACUCUGUUUCAAGGAUCUGUCAUGCUUUUAACAAUUUCUAUCUUUACCCAAUUACAUGAUUAACACUUAAUGAUCAGUUUAAUACAUUUUCUCAACUUUAAUAAAAUUGUAAUCAUUUGAA
Messenger RNA from Lepisosteus oculatus (spotted gar), 1504 nucleotides. The record is from RefSeq and is a predicted model, not a curated record. NCBI's taxonomy places the organism in Eukaryota, Metazoa, Chordata, Actinopteri, Semionotiformes, Lepisosteidae.